Iphiclides podalirius (scarce swallowtail) is the source of this 4371-nucleotide messenger RNA. NCBI's taxonomy places the organism in Eukaryota, Metazoa, Arthropoda, Insecta, Lepidoptera, Papilionidae. The record is from the annotation of a GenBank genome assembly.
AUGGAAGGAGCAACAAGCAGCGAAGAAAACGCGACCGCCGUUAAAAUAACGACGAAUUUCGUGCGCGCCCCUGUAUCGCCCCUUGCAUUCGGUGCCACGGCGGCCCCUAGGGUCGACCGUCGUAAACCGACACUCCAAAAUCCGUUUACAUGUGUCGCGUAUCAUGAUGGCUUGGGUGAUGGGCGGGCGGCGGCGCGUGCGCGGCGGGGCGGGGAGGGGGCGGAGGGCGACGACCGCCACACUCCCGCCCCGGUCGUUGCCGCGGCGUCACGUCUCUCUGGGGACCGAACUCCUCUUUGUCUCCGCGCUAAGCGCGAUCUAUUCGUUAUUUUUAAUUCGCCCAACGGCACGCUCACUGCCGCGGCCGAAUGCAAUUCUCUGGAUUACAGUGCCUUAAGGAUUGCAUGUUUGAAAAGUUUCACCGAACAAGUUCAAAAAGUUGCCAUAGUGAGGAUCAAAGAUAACCCUAAAAGCAAUGCUGAAGGUAGCAAAAAGGAAAGCAAGAAAAAAAGCGGCAAACACAAGACCGAAGGCAACGGAGCGGUGACAAAUAACAAGAGCGAGAAAAACGCUUCUGGCGUUUCCAAGACGGAAAAAGAAAAGCCGAAACCUUCACCGCCUAAAAAUGAAACGAAUAACGAGGCGAGUCCGGAAAAUAGUAGAAAUGCUUCACCAAGAUAUCACGAUGCAUCAAUGGACGAUGCGUCGGACGCUGGCUCCCUGUUCCGGGUGACGGGCGCGGGCGGCGGCGGCAAGAACGAGCUAGUGGCGCGCGGUGGCAGCGGCGGGGCGCUGGCACUGUCCCGGGCGCCGGUCGGUGGCAGCGCGAGCCCCGCGCCCGCGCCCCUGCCACAACCGGCGCCCUCACCCGCGCCCGCCGCCCUGCCGCCGCCCGCGCUUCCGCCGCCGCCCUUCCGCGCAGACACGCCGCAUCGGCCCAACGGCGCGCACAUACCCGCCCUCGACGGCCACGCCGCCACGCAGAUACCUUCGCGGCCCGUGGGCGCCGCCGGCCCCGACACCCCCGAGCGGCCCGCCAGCAACAACAAGCUGCAGCCUGGCGCCCGCGCCGCCGCCGACAGCCCCACACCGGCGCCGCCCGCGCCGCCCGCCCCCUCGCCGCUGUUCCCCUCGCACACUGCGUACCAGGCGCACGCGACCGCCGCACUGCCCGACUACCGCCACACGAACCACGAGACGCGGACGGACGCCGGCGAGCCGGCCGGCGCGCCGCUCGACCUGCACGCGCACCACGCGCCGCGCCCGCAGCACGAGCCGCCGUCGCCACACGCUCACGCGCACGCGCACGCACACCCACACCCACACCCGCACGCCGGCCUGCCCGGCCUGCCCGGCCGAGUGCCACACGCGCAAGCGCACCCCGUCAUGCCCGGCCACGACGUCCGGAACCCCCCGCCCGCCUCCCAACCCCAUCCAUCCGUUCCUACCUCGUUCCCCAACCGCGGUCCGCCCCAAACGGCGCCUCCCACCACUCCUGCCACCAACUCCACCUGUCUUCCUAACCAAAAUACGCCCGGACGGCCGCACUCGCCGGCCGCACCCACUUCACGGCCGUACCCCGCCCCGGCUAUCGGGUCUAGUCAUGUAAACUCGAGUUUAAGUUCCAGUAUUCACGGCCAUUCGAUACCCUACCACAGUCAAACGAGUUUACAGAAACAUUCCGUUCAGUCGGCAUAUUCGAAUCGACCCCCGCACCUUUCGACGUUCAGCGUAGCGAACCACAUCUCUUCUAACCACAUACAAACGUCGACACCCAACCAACACAAUAUGGCUACUCAUCUGAGCCAUUCGAUCAACAGCCAUUCCAUUAUGAGCCACCCAAGUAGUAUUCCAAUGAGCAACUCGAAUCCCCUACCUACUUCCGCGUCAAACCAUAUCGGCUCACCACUCUCUUUGUCCUCUACAACAACCAGUACAAUGUCCAGUUACGCGAGCCAGAAACAUCCCGGGCUCAGUUUACCUCCGCAUUCGGCGCCGUUGCCGCCACCAGUCUCCAUGAUGCAACCCAUGAACCACGUGGACGCGCCAACGGUGACCACCGCACCAUCAAUAGUGACCUCUGUUUCGAGCCACAACAGUCAUCCAUUAGCGCCAUCGGUUGUGGAAUCUAGACAGGCGGUGGUUUCGUCAAACGAACUGCCGCCUCGCAGCGAAGGCCCUAUCAUCAGCAGUUCCCUCGCUUCCAACGGGUUCCCGCCGCCUGCUGUCUACUCCGGAAAUUCAUACCCGCCCCUUUACGCUCCUUAUGCGACCACACUGCAACACAGUCCCUACCUACCACCAGCGGCAGCGUCACCAAGGAAUACGGCAGACACGAGAACUAGUUUGUCAGCAUCUCCGCUGGUAGCCCCCAAAACACCGAAAGGCGUGCGACCGCAUACACCGGGCUCAUUGGGCGGAGCGGGCUCUACGCACGCACCGUUAUCUUACUCACCGCGCGGCCACAGCCCUGGGAGAGAGCGAGAAAGCUUCAGCAGCAACAUCAGUAGCUUGUCGCGAAGCACGCCCGCGUCAGGUGCGAGUGCGCCGGUGUCUUUGAGCGCGCCUCUAGCCGCACCGCUCGUCGCGCCGCUCGCCGCUCCGCUCGCAGCACCGCUCGCCGCUCCGCUCGCUGCCCCACUAGCGGCUCCGCUCGCCGCCCCGUUGGCAGCACCACUCACGUCGUCCCUCGGUGCGGGGCUGAGCGCGGGCCUGGGCGGGGCGCUUACUACCCCGUUGGCGGCGCCGACGCCCACGCCGGCCGCGCCGCCCGCUCACCUCACGCACUCGCUGGCACCUGUGCCCACCGUGCCCAGCAUCAGCUCCAGCGCAAAGCCGCCCGCCCACUGGGGGGUAACCAGGCCAACGGCGGCAGAUCGUUCUGCCUAUCCACCAGCGCCGCCGCUUUUUGGACCACCACUUGCGCCGCCUAAUCCAAAUCCCUUUUCUGCUGAAUCACUUUUUCAAUCAAGUCCAGGUGCGGACCUGCUGCGGCGCGAGCUCGACAACCGGUUCCUGGCGGCGGCGGGCGCGGUGGGCGUCGGCUCGGUGGGGUCGCUGGCCGUGCGAACCGAGCUGCACCACCACCAGCACCAGCACACGCACGUGCACCAGCACCCGCCGCACGCGACGCACAGCACGCACGCCGCGCACGCGCCGCCCGCGCAGCACGCGCCGCACCACCCCCACCAGCUGCUGGUGCCCCAAGCGCCGCUGUUCAAAGAUAUGGGAAAAAUGUCAUCCCUGUACAGAACGGGCCUCGGUCUUGGAUAUCCAUAUUCUUCGAGUUUAUUACAUCCAACAGCGCCUUAUGUACCACCUGCGCCUCUCACCACCUACGCACCUAAGCCCGUAGUGUCGGCCGCAAGUGACUCCGCCACUAAACCACCACCACGUCCCGCUGUCGCGAAAACCGGUAGAUGGAAUGCGAUGCACGUUCGCAUCGCUUGGGAAAUCUACAAUCAUCAACAGAAAGAGAAGUCGGGCGGCGGCGGCGGUAGUUUAGCGGUCGGCGGCGCUGACAAGGACAAGCUGCGGGCGUUCCCCGCUCCCGCGCCGCCGCCGCCCGCGUACCGCUCGCCCUACGAGCUGCCGCCCUCGCCCUACCUGCCACACCACCCGCACUUAGGGGUGUCACCGUUCGCGCGGUACGGCGCCGGCGCCUUCCCGGGGGCGCCGACCGCUUUCGGCCUUUCGCCGUACGGCCGCGACCUGGCACUGUCGUCGUCGUUGCACGGCGUGCACCACGCACCGCCUUUGGGUGCGUUGCACGACGCGUGGCGAGGCGUACGCCCACCCGUCUCGGCCGCCGCCGAAGUGCGCCGCGAACACGAGGAGAGAGAGCGGGCGCGGCGCGAGAGGGAGGAGCGCGAAAGGAGAGAGAGGGAGGAGCGCGAGCGGCGCAAGGCGCGAGAGCGCGAAAUGGAACGGGCACGCACGCGAUCACCUCUCCGAAACGGCGUGCCCGAACCCUCGAAGGACGAACGCAAAGAGCCCCCGCGACCGCCGCCCCCGAUGCCGGCAUACCCCCCGCCGCCGCCCUGGGACCCGUACCGUACAUUCGACCCACUGCAGCACAUGAGGUUCGCGCCACUAGUGGAGGCGGCCAUCCGCGCCGAGGAGGACCGCGCGAAGAUGCUGAGCGCCUACGCGCACCACCAGCAGCUGAAGUCGGGGCCGCUGCUGCACCGCGGGCUGCACUCCGCGCACGUGUCGCACCCGCACCCGCACGGCCACUCUACGCACGGGCCGCACGGCGCGCACGGCUCGCUGCCGCUGGGAGCGCACGGGCCGCUCGCCCCGCUGGCGCCGCUCGCCCCGCCGCUGGCGCCCCUCGCUCCCCUCGACCUGCUCAAGAAGGAGGAGCCGCGA